CAGUGAUGGCUGAAGCAACAGAGGGAGGGGAAGCUGGAGCUUCGUCGGCUAAUUUACUUGAUUUCGACCUCCAGUUGGAUGAUGCCGAGUUUGACUUGCCCUCAGUUGAAAAUCCUACGCUUGAAAGUAUCUUAAAUGAGCCCGAUGACCAGGAGUCCAUGUUGGAUGAGGACGAGCUGUCCAUGCCGUCUUCUCUCCAGCUGUUUCGGGAGUCCGGAGAUACCUCUUCCCUGUCAAGUCAGGACAGUAUGCUCUCUGACAGACCAAGAAAUCGGGAAAAGAAACGUAAGGGAAUUCAUUAUGCAAUCCAUGGAUCUGUCUUGAAGCCCAGCAAACUGAAGAGUAUCUCUGCCCAGUUACUGUCUGCCGCUGAUCGUGUGGAUGCUGGGAUGCCUACAGCUAUGGCUGUGUCCGCUCAGAUAGCCAUUGGAACUUCACAUGGACUGGUGCUUAUCUUUGACCCCAAACAGGUUCUCAAGUGGUGUCUUGGCAGCACAGCCGUCGGGUCACAGUACGGGUCUGUCUCCGCCAUCAGCUUCAACAGGGACUGCACACGCCUUCUCAGUGGCUUUGCCAAGGGACAGAUUACGAUGUGGGACCUUACCAACGGGAAACUUCUACGGACGAUAACUGAGGCCCAUCCUCCUGGAACGGCAGUCCUACACAUCAAGUUCACAGAUAGUCUUGUUUUGGCCAUCUGUAGUGACAGCGGAGGCUCCGUGUUUGAGCUGGAAUUCAAGCGUCUGAUUGGUGUUCGCACGUGUGAAUCAAAGUGUCUGUUUUCUGGAAGUCGAGGCGAGGUAUGCACCAUUGAACCGCUCCACAUGAACCUAACCAUCAAAGACCACCCCAUGCAGGAUGUUAUGGUUAUUGCCAUGGCAACGAUGUCAAAGGUACUUCUAGUGACAAUACGACCACAGCUGAAGGUUUUCUUCACCCAUCAGUUAAAGGGUGACCCAGGGACUCUCCCCCUCCUGGCCUGGCAGUUUGUCAUCAUCCAGGUGUCGGAGAGUGACCGAGUGAUUGAUCCCGUUCUGGCCUUUGCCCGCGACUCUACCAUACAUUUCUACCAGGUGAUAUGUAACAACGGCCAGGAUAUCCGCUGUUCAGGGCUACAGAAGAUUACAGUACAGUACAAGAUCCUUGGUAUACAUUGGCUGAAUACACGAACACUUGUCGUCAUGGAUACUACAGAAAAGAUGCAUGUGAUCGACGUGAGAUCAGAAGAUGAGAUCGAGGUACUGGAUGUGUCCGAGGUACAGAUGGUCUACAAUACGAGCUUCUUCAAGUCCCUAGCCAAUGGUGGAAAUGUUAGCCAGGCUUUGGCCUUUGCUGGUGAACGGGCGUGUUACCAGACAUUGGUCAGUCAUGGUGGUCAGCUGUUCUUACUCGGAACAAAGACGGUCCAUGUAUACGCUCUGCGUAACUGGAGAGAUAGAAUAGAUGUGUUGGUGAAACAGAACCGAUACCAAGACGCCCUAGUGCUCGCCCUGUCCUUCUACGAGGGGAAGGCCAAAGGUGUGGUCGGACUGACCGGGUCUCACCGCAAAAAACAGGAAAUGGUGUCUCACCUUAUGCUGGACCUGCUGUUUGAUUUUGUUGACCUCUCCAUGACAGCGCUGUGUCCCGAACAAGGCAAGAUUGAGGAACUGGAGGAGCACUACCAGGGGAUAGUUCCGGUCUGUGUAGAUUACUGCCUUCACCUCGACAGAACCGAUAUUCUGUUUGGACGGAUUUUUGAGAGGUUUUCGGCAGACAUGAUUGCCCAUGGUGUCUUCCUCGAGUGUUUGGAGCCGUACAUCCUGGUGGACAAGCUCACCUCGAUCCCUCCCACUGUGAUGAAGGACUUUGUGGAUAACUAUGAGGGCAAAGGCAUGCUGGAAAAUGUUGAAGCAUGUAUCGUCCACCUCGAAAUCACAAGUCUGGACAUACACCAGGUGGUGAGUCUGUGUUGGGGACACGGGUUGUAUGACGCCAUUAUCUACGUGUACAACCGAGGGAUGAAUGACUACACUACACCGUUAGAGGACCUUAUCUCCACACUCAGGGCGGCUGUCGACACCGGCAAACAGCUGUCGGACAAUCAGAUUAGGCUUGGGAACAAACUGCUUGUGUAUAUCAGUUGCUGUUUGGCAGGCCGAGCCUAUCCACUGGGAGAUAUAGCUGAUGACUUCGUGACAGAAGUUAAAGAAAGUGUUUACCAGUGUGUCGCCUGUUUACAUACAAAACAGUACUCAGAUGAUGAGCCAGCCUAUCCUCAUCUGAGGACACUGUUACAGUUUGACACUCGAGAGUUCCUCAAUGUCCUGGCACUGGCCUUUGAAGAAUCAGAAUUCAACAGCGACCAAGGGGUACAGAAGAGGCAGAGAAUGGUGGAUGUCCUGUUACAGGUCAUGGUGGAGAGUGUCGGCUUCACGCCUACACAGGUAGGGAUCCUGUUUACCUUCCUGGCCAGACAGAUGGCACGCCAUGAAAACACCAUCGUCGUCAACCGUGUGCUGUUUGAUCAGGUGUUAGAGUUCCUGUCAAACCCGUCUGACGAGUCUCGCCACGAGGAGAGACAACAGGCACUAAUGGAACUACUGCAUGCUGGGGGACUGCAACAGAUUGACGAAGACCGGCUCCUGUAUCUUGCCGAAAAUGCAAAAUUUUAUCGAGUCUGUGAGCUCCUUUAUGAAAAACAACACAAGUUUGGUAAAAUCCUGUCUUGUUACCUAAGGGAUUAUUCUAGAAAGUAUCACUCGUUCAGCUAUAUCAACAGUAUAGUGAACAGUGAGAGAUUUACUGAGCUGGAGAAGGAAGAUGUCCGUCAGGAGGCCAUGGCUCAUCUACAGGAGUUGGUAGCUAUCGACUGUAAACAGGCAGCUCAAAUUGUGAUAACGGCACUGUCCGGCAAUCUGUCCGCUGUGGUCAAAGAACUAAACAACAAUCCAGCCGUCCUGUUUGAGUUCCUGCAGGGGGUCAUGUCUUACAGAGAUUCCAUGGGCAGCGCAAUCCACCAGGAGAGACAAGUAGUGGUAGAGCCUCAUAUCUUUGAGCUGUACAUCGACCUGAUGGCUCAGCAUCGUCCUAACGAUGUCUACAGCUACAUCAAACUCAACGAGGGCUACAGACUGGAACAGACACUAGAGAUAUGCAGAAAGCACAAGCUGUCGAAUGCAACAGCCUAUUUACUGGAGAAGGCAGGAGACAUUCAGGGAGCGUUUGGUAUUAUGUUGGAGAAUCUACAGACUAAGCUAAAGAACGUAACCGAUGUAUUACUAGGAGCAACAGUUCAGAAAGAUGCCAUAAUGCUGUUCUCUGAGGUGCAGCUUGAGGUAGUGGUCAUUGUCCAGCUCUGUCAGAGGAAUUCUGGGAAAAUGGACGAGGCCCAAAGGGAGUUGCUGUGGUUUCCUCUGUUAGAAACCAUGAUGUCUCCCCAAAGAAAACUUAAAGAUGUACAAAACAAGGAGCUACUAGAAGAAUUCAAAGAACCUACACAACAUGUGUUGACAAGUAUGAGUGAAUACAUUCAACUCCCAGCGAUUUUACAGAAGAUUAUGCAGGAUCCUGCCUAUAGCACAGGCAAGUUUGGCGAGGUCAAGGAUUUGAUACUAGGCAUGCUGGAAAAGUAUAACUAUGAGAAGACACUAAGAAGAACAUGUAAGAAUUUAUUGAAUCAUGACAUCCAUGUUCACCUGCGAAGUCUGACCAGCGUGGCAGCCAAGGGUUUCGUGACAAAGGGAGAUAACUGUGAUCGGUGCAAUAAACCUUUCGUGUCCCAGCAGUCGGAUGUGGAUCACGUCAUUGUGUUCAGGUGUGGCCACGGUUACCACCUGGGAUGUCUACGGUCAGUGGGCUCUGUCCACAUGCUGGAGGGCGAGGAGUUGUGGGCAUGUUAUCUGUGUAGUCACUCUAAACGAGGGCAGGUCCACAGCAGUCGUUUCCACCGAUCACUCUCCACUGCUACACAGUCGGCACAGCAUACCCUCAAGGACAAACCAAAGGAGAUGUCCUUGGAUCCUCAACAUCUACAAGCCAUUGAUUUUGUACGCCGGUCCAUGAGGACUCCAUCAAGGAUUGCCAUAUUGACGGAGCUGUCAAAACCCGACCAAUCAUCUCGGGCCAGCAGAGCUGGAUCAACUAUAUUUAACGAAGAGAAUUUCCGACUAAAGUUAGCCCCGCCACCUGCAAUGGAAGUUUCCUGACAACAUGUUUCUUUGAUAUUCUCAUUAACUAGGACAUUUCAUCAUGUCAACUGCAGUGAUAUUGUCUUUAAUUCAGUACUGUUAACCUACAUAUUUUAGCUGUAAGCUGAUUUUAUCACUUAUCAUGGUUUCCCGGUUUCGUAUUCAGUACAUAUUCGGGGGUUUAAUUUCGCUGUGCACCCAAAUCCCAUGAGUCGUGCAAAAUAUUUUGACAGUCAUUAUUUAAGGGUUAAACCUCAAAAAACAGGUAAACCGUUUGAAAACACUGAUCCUGAGGGUCGUCAUCCGCCAGUGAUUUCACUCGGAAAGAAAAUCAAAUGUGCAUGUACCUUUGUAGGAGUAAACUAUAAUCAAUUAAUCACCCACUAUGUACACAUAAAUAUGUUGUGGCCACUUAUAUGU
Mizuhopecten yessoensis (Yesso scallop) is the source of this 4589-nucleotide messenger RNA. RefSeq names its product vacuolar protein sorting-associated protein 8 homolog. The transcript is spliced from 44 exons. Lineage: Eukaryota; Metazoa; Mollusca; Bivalvia; Pectinida; Pectinidae. Bases 6 to 4187 code for a protein of 1393 amino acids. Gene Ontology annotation, cellular component: HOPS complex; late endosome. Gene Ontology annotation, biological process: protein targeting to vacuole; endosomal vesicle fusion. The record is from RefSeq and is a predicted model, not a curated record. Gene Ontology annotation, molecular function: protein binding.